GUCCCUCUCUCUCCAGUACCCUCCCACUGCUUGCUAUCUCCCUCCCCUCGCUCCUUCAAAGCCAGCAGUCUGCUACUCUGCCCAGGCUGCACGCUACACGAUCUCCCGGAAAACCAGCGUCCGCCGCUGCCCUCUCUCCGCUCCAUGCUCGAGCCCUCCCACCAAUUCCAGCCUCCGCCGACCGCAGGAUGCCCCUCCGCGAGGAUUGAUCCCCCCUCUCCCCCUCUCGCUCUCCCCUCCCCCUCCCCUCUCCUCGUCUCCCGCCCUCUGACCCCCAGUGCCCCCCGCUCUCCCGUCCCGCCGCCCUUCCCUCUCUCCCUCGCCCCCAGCCUCCACGUCCUCACUCGCCCCUCAGCCUCUUGAUCAUGUUGCCAUGUGCCCGCUGGACCCCGUCGCUCCUGGUCUUCUGGUUCUGCUCCUUCGUUUGGACUCGGGGGAAAACUGCCCGUCCACCUGCCUCUGCCCCGACCCGCACACCGUGGACUGCAGCGGCCGAGGGCUGACCCGUCUGCCCGAACAGAUCCCCCUGGACGUCCGCCGCCUCCUACUCUCCGACAACUGGAUCCCUCGCAUCCCCUCCGACUUCCUGGUUCUGUACAGCGACCUGGUCUACCUGGACCUGCGCAACAACUCCCUCUCCCGCAUCGAACCAGGGACGCUCAGCACCUCGUCCAGGCUGGUGUUCCUGGACCUGGGCAGCAACAACCUGACGGAGAUCCCCCAGGGGACCUUCGGAGAGUCCCGGAGCCUGAUCAAGCUGCGUCUGGGGAACAACCCGUACCUGAGCACGGUCAACGAGGACGCGUUCCUGGGGCUCACCUCCCUCCGGGAGCUGGAGCUGGAGCGCAACGCCCUGUCGGGCCUGCAGGUGGGGGCGCUGAGCCAGCUGCCCUCCCUGCGCGUGGUGAGACUGGAGGGGAACCCCUGGGUGUGCAACUGCAACUUUGCCAACCUGUUUGAGUGGCUGAUGGAGAACAGCCACAAGCUGCCCAACGGUGUGGAGGGUAUGGAGUGUUCCCUGCCCAUGGAUGGCAGACGGGUCGCCCUCACGCAGCUCUCCACGGACAGCUUCCGGGAGUGCCAGGUCACCCUCACCCUGACCGACCUCCUGAUCAUCAUCUUCUCCGGCAUCUCGGUGUCGGUGGUGGCCAUCAUGACCAGCUUUUUCCUGGCAUCCACCGUCCACUGCUUCCAGCGCUGGAGCAAAGGCACCAAGAAGGGCGACGAGGAGGAGAGCGAGGAGUGAGACGGACGGACGGACGGACGGAACGCCUGACAAGCUGUGACCAUCAGCGGUGCUGGCAACUGGUCUGUCUGGCUGAGGAACCAAUCAGGAGAGCUGACAGUGAGACGGGCUGUUUGAUUGACAGGUGUAGCACCGCUGUGAACCCCCGGUGGUUCAUCAUGGAAGGUGUUCUGGUGGAGGGGGCUGUUCUGGACGUUAUUGUGCUUCGAGACAGAUUUCUUUUUAACAAGUGUUACUGUGGGACAGCUGGAGAAUCUUAGAACUAAGUAUUAGCAUCCCAGGCAGUGGGGAUUAUGACAGAAUUCUGUGGUGUUGCCCUGUAACCUCAGAUCCACUGUGGUACAGGAUAGUGGUUUGGUUUGUGUAGAAGGAUGUCAUUGUGAACAAGGUCCUCAGCAUCUAGACUGCCAGCUAUCUACACAACUGUAUGGCCUUUCCUGCCUUCUGAAGGAAGUCUUCAGCAUUAUUAGUCUAGUCCUGGACUGUGCAGCACAAGUUAGCAUCAUGCCUCACUGCUUCACCAGCAAAUAGUAGAGGACGGUAUUGCUCUCGUGGGAUGCUUGGUUGAGACAGAGAAAAGGUCUUGGUAAGAUGGAUGUGCUGAGUUCAAAUGUGUCACGUAUCUAUCAUAUGCAGUUAGACUCCUCUGUGUGUCUACCCAUGUUUUAUUUUAUUUUUAUUUUAUUUUUGAGACACAAUCAUGUAUUCACAAAUGUGGAUCAUGAUUCAAUAAUAUUUAGUUGGUUGACAAAUAUAUACAUCUUCCAAAGGAUAUAUGUUGCUUAGAUUGAGAAGAAUUGUGAAUUGUGUAAACAAAAAGAAAACAAUAUAUCACACGAUAUUUCUUUCAAUUAUUGUAAAUGAGGUGCGGGCAUAGCACAUACUACUCCUUAGAAUCAAUAUGUCAAAUUAUGCACUUUAUAAAAUGGUGAACAUUAUACAUCUGAUUUUGGGCAAGCCCAAAUUCAAUGGUGGAACUAUGAUGCUGCCUGUAUCUGCCAAAGGUAAGGAGUAGAUGAGAGGGAAUUAUAAAUGUGGGUAUUUCAUUGUGUAUAACAUGAUAGAGCUAGUCCUGUAGCAAGUGGCUGCAGUAUAGUCAAACACAAUUACUUGAUGUAAAUGUAAAAUCCCUUUGACAGUCUUCAUGGUGUGGAUCACAGUUUACUUCCAAACACUGACGUCUAAGUUUUCAUCAAGGAUUGACACAGGCCAUCAACCAGCUGAGUUUAUGAACCGAUUCCUCCACUUAGAAACCCACCAUUUUGUUUCUAGUGUUUUGGAAAUUUGUACAAAGUAGCAACACAGCUCUUCUACUGAGAGCCUUUGUUACCUUCUCACUUUGCAUGAAUCCUAAUAAAAAGCAAUGGCCACAAGAUAUUCAAACUAUAUUUAUUUGUCUUGCCCUGAGGCAUAUGAAAUAUGGAUGGCAUGUAAGUGUCUGUUUCAUGGGCAGUUAAGUAUCAGUAUUAAGAUGAUCAUUCAUGCCAUGAGAGCUUUGACAAGAAAAAAGCAUCCUGGUUGUAGAGUCAAUAAAGAGUUGGAAGGCUUCGUGUGAAGGGAAAGUGUUGGAAGAACACGUAGCCUUCCAGCUUUUUAUUGACUCUACAACCAGGAUGCUUCACACCCAGGAAGUCCAAGCAUAUGUAUCCCUGUUUCUGGAGGGAAACCAAAUCUAAAAGUCUACAGUAAAGUUCUUAGCAAAUCCUCAGCCCGUUUUGAAGACGUUGUAUUAGCCGUCGCCAAGCUCUCGGCAUCCAAAAGGUAUAC
Messenger RNA from Osmerus eperlanus (European smelt), 3013 nucleotides. It is a transcript of the gene lrrc38b, whose product is annotated as leucine rich repeat containing 38b. The coding region runs from base 374 to 1246 and encodes 290 amino acids. Gene Ontology annotation, cellular component: voltage-gated potassium channel complex. The record is from RefSeq and is a predicted model, not a curated record. The transcript has 2 exons. Lineage: Eukaryota; Metazoa; Chordata; Actinopteri; Osmeriformes; Osmeridae. Gene Ontology annotation, molecular function: potassium channel activator activity; voltage-gated potassium channel activity; transmembrane transporter binding.